CGAGUAUACAAUGUGUUUUUGACCCGACGUUUCUGCUUUUUCCGAAUACGAGAACAGUGGCUGACGGUGCGUAUUUACGCGUUCCCCCCAACAGACUUCUCCUAUCAAUUCCAUUUUGUGUUUUGUCUCCACCUCUUGUGAUUAGCCUUAAGUCGAAACUGCAUUCUACAGCAUGCGAAAUCCACUCACUCUUCUCGUCCUCACCCUCAUCUUCACCAUUAGCGCUGCCACCGACUGCUACUUCCCAAACAGCACCAAGUGAAAUGACCUUGAAUUCAGAGCAUGCCCCUUUAAGAAAAACGGUGUUAAAAUGUGCUGCGGCUUCAAUCGCACGACUCCAUUCGGCGGCAACCAUGACGACGGGCACACGGCAGACCAAUGUCUCCCAAAUGGGCUCUGUAUGAACCAGGGACUGAUAUCUCGUGAUAACGGAGAUUCUACUUUAAAAUUAACGUAUUGGCGCAACACAUGCACGACGCCGGGGCGGAAUGGGUGUUUGGAUGUUUGUACUUCGGGAUACGAUAGCACGACCAAUAUGGCGUCUUACGACGGCACGCUCACCUCGGAAACAUGGUGCUACGGUGUAGAUAAUACAACCUGCUGUAAUUCAGACAGCGCAAUCAAUAUCCCCGCCCAAUUCGGCAAGCAGGCAGCCUCAGCUACUACCG
Aspergillus ruber CBS 135680 is the source of this 668-nucleotide messenger RNA. RefSeq lists its product as uncharacterized. The annotation marks the transcript as partial. Lineage: Eukaryota; Fungi; Ascomycota; Eurotiomycetes; Eurotiales; Aspergillaceae. The record is from RefSeq and is a predicted model, not a curated record. The transcript is spliced from 2 exons.